Molecule: messenger RNA, 1194 nt
Organism: Drechmeria coniospora
Lineage: Eukaryota; Fungi; Ascomycota; Sordariomycetes; Hypocreales; Ophiocordycipitaceae
Exons: 6
Coding region: 1-1194 (397 amino acids)
Molecular function (GO): acyltransferase activity, transferring groups other than amino-acyl groups
Source: RefSeq, a predicted model, not a curated record
AUGCGAGCACACAAUCGUAUACGCAUUCACCUCCACACCAAGUCGUUUCCGGGCGCUGAUGUGAACGGGCAGAAGCGUGAUGACAUGCCGGCAGCGGCGGCCGUGACCAGAGUCAUGAUGAUGCAAGCACAUGAUCGCAUACAAAUUCAGAUCCAGGUUCAGUCGUUUCUAGCGCCAGAUGUCCUCCAUUCAUCCAGGAGACGUGAUGGGAUGGCCAUGGAACCGACUUUCUUCCAUCUCGAAACGCUUGACGAAGAUGCCUGGAGGCAACCGGCCGGUUUUCCAUCACUCAAUGCGGAAAGUCGCGCACCGUCAUCGCUCGACUGUUUGGCCAUCAAUGAGCCGCUCCAGAAAUGCACUGCCCCAACCAAGGCCUCCAACGGGAGGCGGGAGGCGGGAGGUGGGAGGGGUAUGUCAGGUCAGUGCAAGUACGGCAUCGUCGUUCUGCUGCCUUUCCUCGCCCGGGUAGAAGACGAUUGCAUCAUGCCGUUUGCCUGCUCCGCCGCUCGGCUCGAAGACGGCCCCGGCCUGGCCAACGCAUACAUAAGCGCCUUCUACGGGGAUGCGUUCCACGACACGCUCGUCCGCGGGGUUCCGUUCGACAGACAAGUGGCCGGUGUCGUUUGUCGAUUCCCGCGGAACUUUGUCAACCCUGCGAUUCACUAUCGGAAGGUAGUCGACACGGGAAGCGGAAAAAUCGUGAGCUAUGCGAAAUGGGGGCUCGGGAACGUCGACGGUGUGGAAGUGGCCGAGCACCUGUUUGGCGAGGAUCGAGUGGUGCCUGUCGAGGCCGAGAGGCUCGCGGCGAUGCCGUGCGAAGAGCCCGAAGGGUUGAACGGCGACUUUGCCGAAGCCUUCACGGCAGAGGUGCAGGCCAUCCGGGCAGAGGUGCUCGGCAGCCGACCGAUGCUUCACCUCAUGAUGCUGGGAACGGUGCCGACGGCUCAGGGCCAGGGCGUCGGCACCAUGCAGGUCCAAUGGGGCGUCGACUUUGCCGACCUCCACGGGCUUCCCUGCUGGGCGGAGGCGUCACCUCACUCGCUUCGGAUCCUCCAGCGGUUCGGCUUCGAGACGAUGGGAGAGGUCGUCUGCCAGGUUGACGACAAGCACCGCGGUGGCAGCUACAUAUAUACGUGCUUGCUGCGGGAGCCGCGGAGGGAAGGGCCGACGGCACGAAGCGGCCCCGAUGCGUAA